Anopheles nili is the source of this 422-nucleotide messenger RNA. RefSeq names its product cytochrome c oxidase assembly protein COX19. The record is from RefSeq and is a predicted model, not a curated record. The transcript is spliced from 2 exons. NCBI's taxonomy places the organism in Eukaryota, Metazoa, Arthropoda, Insecta, Diptera, Culicidae. The coding region runs from base 159 to 422 and encodes 87 amino acids. Gene Ontology annotation, cellular component: mitochondrial intermembrane space. Gene Ontology annotation, biological process: mitochondrial respiratory chain complex IV assembly.
GGUAAAUUUUGAUAAAUUGAACGCUGAACUAUUAUAAUAGUGAUCCUAGCUCAGUUUUGUACUCUUAUCACAACAACUGUUUGACUACAAAUCUGGUAGAAUGAUAUUUACGUAACGUAAUAUACAUACGAUUGGCAUCAACAUAUUUUACCGCCAUCAUGACUUCUAUGACAUUUGGUCAAAAAAAGUUCAUCCCAACUGCACCAGAAAAGGGUAGCUUCCCGUUGGACCACGGUGGUCAGUGCCGUAAACUUAUGUUGUACUACAUGCGAUGCUUGCGAGAGAACGCAGACGAUAACUCCGCUUGCCGACAGGAAUCCAAAGCAUACUUGCAGUGCCGUAUGGAUAACGAGCUUAUGGCUCGUGAAGAUUUUGCUAAACUUGGUUAUAGUGAAAAAGAAAAUCCAGAACAGUCUUCAUGA